Molecule: messenger RNA, 1259 nt
Organism: Cuscuta europaea
Lineage: Eukaryota; Viridiplantae; Streptophyta; Magnoliopsida; Solanales; Convolvulaceae
Source: the annotation of a GenBank genome assembly
CCACGCUAUAACAUGCUUUUAAGGAUGAAAUCCCUAAUGAAAUGAAAUCCGCCUAAACUGCAUUUAGAACGCUACCUUCGGUCUGACCUCAUCGACACUACACGUCACCAUUCCGUCCCUCAUCGCUCCCGCGCUCCCAUAGGUGCGGACCGCCCGUCCGUCCAUCACCCUCAACGGCGCAUUUCUCAGCCGAGCGUACCUCCCGCGGCCCGCAUUCUGUUCCAGAUCUCAGGCACGCCGCCAGAAGCUGGCCAUUUGUUAGGUCUCAAAAUUCAAUUCAGCAAGUUUUGUUCGGCAACUCCAAUUUUUUCAGCUUUUAGUCACAGAUAAUGGGUUGGAAAGCUGCUCAGAAAUUAAUACAUCACUGGAAGAUUCUCAGAGGUGACAAUGUUAUGAUUAUUAGAGGCAAAGACAAAGGUGCUACUGGAAUCAUUAAGCGUGUAAUACGUUCACAGAAUCGUGUUAUUGUUGAGGGGAAAAACCUGGUUAAGAAGCAUAUUAAACAAGGACAAGGCCAUGAAGGAGGGAUAUUUACAGUUGAAGCUCCAUUGCAUGUCUCUAAUGUGCAGAUUCUAGAUCCAGUAACAGAGCGACCGUGCAAAGUUGGAAUCAGGUACUUGGAAGAUGGUACUAAAGUAAGAGUUUCUAGAGGUAUUGGAGCAUCAUGCUCUAUUAUUCCACGUCCUGAGAUCUUGAAAAUAAGGACUACACCAAGACCAUCAGUUGCUGGUCCUAAGGACACCCCAUUGGAAGAUGUCAUGGAAAGGACAUAUAACCCGAAAACUGGGAGAGGCAUGCCGGAUCUUUAAAAAAUGCUACUAUGUUUGGUUUCAUCUUCACAGCUUGGGAUGCAGUGAAGUAUUAAGACAGAGAAUGACACAAGCUGGAGCUUUUUUUUACGUAAUGGUGGUUCCUGUGAUAAUAAUGUGGUGGUCUGAGAUGUUUCAUAGACAUAAUUGCAAAUGCGCAACUUCUGCCUGUGAUAAUGUUUAUGGGUUAGGAACUCAGACCCAUCUUAAACAAGUUGUGCAUUAUAAUCUAAUAGUUAUGAACUGUGAAGUCAUUUGUUUAUUCCUCGGUUUAGAGUGUUUGCUAUUGCUUUUAAAAAAGCACUUUUGAGCUCUUGCUUCAAAAAUUUUAAAAUUAUGUAUUCAAAUUGGUAUUUCUAGUUAAGUACUUUAAAGACAAAAGUUAAAAGCAAUGAGAAUGUGCUUUUAAUUGCUAUCAUCUUUUCUAUUGCACAAAUAAGUGUUUCUCCA